AUGGAGAGCCGAGGUUCCACCAGACUCCUCGAGGAGCCACCAACUCAGAGGAUUUUUGCCAGAAACGAUGCUCCGAUGACAUUACAGGCCCCUGCGAGUCGACAGGCUCAGAACGUCGACAAGAGAAGUUUAGAUUAUCUUCUACGCACCGGGUUUGCUGGUGGCCUGGCAGGAUGCGCGGCCAAAACCGUUGUCGGGCCCCUCGAUCGAGUCAAGAUCCUUUUCCAAGCGUCGAACCCCCAGUUUGCCAAAUAUACCGGAAGUUGGUUCGGCGUGGUGACGGCGAUGAGAGAUAUCAAUAAGCAGGCCGGUUUGCGCGGCUUGUUUCGUGGCCAUUCGGCUACUCUCUUGAGAGUAUUCCCAUAUGCUGGCAUCAAAUUCCUCGCCUAUGAACAGAUAAGAGCUGCGGUCAUCCCAGACAAAGCCCACGAGACUCCCGUCCGCCGAUUCCUUUCGGGUUCGUUAGCAGGCAUCACAUCUGUCUUUUUCACCUACCCGCUUGAAGUUAUACGUGUGCGACUGGCCUUCGAGACGAAGCGAGACUCGCGGUCGUCCUUGUCGCGAAUAUGUCGACAGAUAUACCACGAGCAGCCUCCCCAACCAGAGAUCCUCCCCGGUAACAGUCCCGCUGCAGUCGCUUCCGGUAUUACACGUGAAGCAGUUCCCAAAUCUGGCCUCGUCAACUUCUACCGGGGAUUUUCUCCCACUCUUUUAGGAAUGCUUCCAUAUGCAGGCAUGUCUUUCUUAACCCACGACACAAUUGGUGAUUUUUUCAGACAACCAAGCCUUGCACCUUACACCGUUCUGCGAUCUACCGCCUUGGGCCCCAUUCCGCUUGCAGACGCGAAGAACCACUCUUACCAACGGGUGCAGUUGAAUGCAGCAGCAGAACUUACAUCAGGUGCCUUGGCUGGAAUUGUUUCACAAACCGCCUCGUAUCCUCUGGAGGUGAUCCGCCGUCGCAUGCAAGUCAGUGGGGCAGUCGGCGAUGGCCAUAGAUUGAGUAUUGCAGAAACAGCACGCAGAAUAUUUGCGGAAAGAGGCUGGAGAGGGUUUUUUGUCGGUCUUACAAUCGGUUAUGCCAAGGUUAUUCCCAUGGCUGCAACAGCGUUUUAUGUUUAUGAACGAGGAAAAUGGGUCCUCGGAGUUUGA
Exophiala aquamarina CBS 119918 is the source of this 1152-nucleotide messenger RNA. RefSeq lists its product as uncharacterized. Gene Ontology annotation, biological process: transmembrane transport. NCBI's taxonomy places the organism in Eukaryota, Fungi, Ascomycota, Eurotiomycetes, Chaetothyriales, Herpotrichiellaceae. The coding region runs from base 1 to 1152 and encodes 383 amino acids. The record is from RefSeq and is a predicted model, not a curated record. The transcript is spliced from 2 exons.